This is a messenger RNA of Morchella sextelata, 1212 nucleotides long. RefSeq lists its product as uncharacterized. The record is from RefSeq and is a predicted model, not a curated record. The coding region runs from base 1 to 1212 and encodes 403 amino acids. NCBI's taxonomy places the organism in Eukaryota, Fungi, Ascomycota, Pezizomycetes, Pezizales, Morchellaceae. Gene Ontology annotation, molecular function: DNA binding. The transcript has 6 exons.
AUGUCAGAAAGCUCAAUGGCAGCGCCAACACCCGAGCGCGAGCGCAAAGGGCCAUGGGCAAACAGAGUUCUCAGUACCGACAUCGAAAAGACGCCUGAAUACGACGAGUUCAUCAAAAAGCUAUCCGAAUACCACGAGAAGCGAGGGACCACACUCACCAUCGAGCCUGAACUCGGACGGAAGCUCCUUGACUUGCGAAAACUUUACGAGAAGGUCACGGCUCUAGGAGGUUACGACAAAGUGACUGAAGAGAAGGGUGCCUGGAGAGAUCUUGCGCUACAGUACAAGCUUGCUGCGAACAACACCAACGCAGGUUACCUUUUAAAGACGAUCUACUACAAGAAUCUCGCCGCCUACGAAAUUUCAAAUUUCUUCGGGAAAGAGCCCCCCCCAAAAGAGUGGUUAGAGGAGCGAUCCGCUGCUGGAGGGUCAAUCAUGACGAGAACCGCAGAAGAUUUUCAGGCGCCUUCGCCAAAGUCUGAAUCAAAAGCAGAGAGGUCUCCAACCCCACCACCCACGGAGAAGCGAAGUAUGUCUACGUCAAGCACCGACACCAAGAACUUUUAUAAUCCGGAUACGACUUCUCAGCGCCAUAACCCACCCAGAGCCACAAGCUUACAGCACCAACAGCAGAACUCCCAGCAGUCGCAGCAGCAGCAACAGCAAAGCCAUCAAGUGUCACCUGGUAACCAGUGGAACGGAAGCGCCAUGAAUUUCCCCAAUUUUUCAUCCAACACGGUCAAUGCGCCCAUUGGAAUGCCUGUACCAACACCUAGAAAUGCUCCACAUGAGUUUAUCACUCAGAAAAGGAAAGCCGAACAGUAUGCCGCAACAACAAAUAUGGCUAGGUUUGGAGUCGGUCACACAGGCCCUAGCAACAUGACACGCAUUGCAAUGGGGUUGAAAUCCGGCUUGCCAGAAGAGGUCGACUUUGCUUUGAGCCAAUUGGUUAAAACCUCAUACGAAGCCGGCGAUGACCUCCGUGCUGAACAAUUCCCUGGUUUAGCUGAGGCGCUGUAUGAUAAACUACAGUCAGUUACUCGUCUGAUGAAACUACACUCUCUCAACGGUAGCGAGGAAGUCCUGGAGGAUCCUGCAUUCACGAAGCAGCUUGAAAAGGUCAAUGAAGCGGCUUUGAUAUUACGCAACAUGUCCUUCCAGGUGGACAACGCCAGAUACUUUCACGCCUCAAGAAUGCUAGGUCUAUCAUAG